ACGGUUUCUGUUUGUGGGGUCGGCUCUGGUUACUGGGAUGUGCCCAGGCCGGUGUACAGGUCACUGAGUGGCCGCUGCAGGCAGGACUCCUGGAAGGAGGGGAUGCCCCAGGGACUGCGCAGUACGCUGAACUCCAGCCCCUUCCUUUCUCGAUCCUCUUAGCUCUGUCAAAAGAGAAUUAUUGGAUACUAGUUCAAUUUGAUGUGGAGAGGACUCCUGAGGGUUAACAUGUAAGGUGAGGAGAGGAAUACUGAGUGGGACAUAAUUCAGUAGGUGACAAGUCCGCUUUAGAGAACAGGAAGAAUGCUUAUACCUGAUGAAGAAGGUGUCUCCCUUGUGUAACACUAUUCCUGGAAAGAUGUGAACAAAAGCCUACUCACCGCUAGUCGUCCAUCUAUGGCAGACCAAACUAUGGAGGACAGUGACGACAGCAAUGAAAAGCUCAGAGAAGAAAUAGAAGCUGAAUUGGAUAAGAUCAGCAUCUCUUCCUUGGAAAAUGAUGAGGUUGAAAAUGAUUCAGAAUCAGAAAUUCAGAGUGACAGUAGUGACACUGAUGUACUUGAAUUGCCAGAGUCAGUUCUUCAUUAUAUCAACGUCAUACAGAACAAGAGUAAAGCUGUGGAAGAGCUCAUUCUUCAGGACGUAGACGACACUGACAUCUUCACUGAUUAUAAGAAAGGUUGCAGUCAUGGCACAGUGUCUGACAGUCACAUGCGUUUGAGGACUGGAUCAUUACCUGAAUCUAAAGCAAAUUCUGAGCAAUUAAUGAAGAUAUUGUCUGUAAUAGAAAAGGAAGAAUUUAUGAGAAGUCUAGCUCCUUCUGCCAGGUGUGUUUCCAUUCCUGAGCCUAUUACUCUUGAUACACCCAUGGAUGAAUAUAUUUUACCAGACGAGGCUGACUUGAGUUUUGGAUACUUUGAAGUAGAAGAAAGAUGUAGAAAAUCUUUGGAAGCUUGGCAGGACAAACAAGAAGAGCUAGAAGAAAAAGAUAAAGAAACUCUGGAAGCUCAGAGUGAUAGAGAAAAACAGAAUUUUCAAGAGGAAGAUGAGAAGAGACAGUGCUGGAUAAGACAGUUUGAAGUAGAAAAGAAAAAAUUAGAGGAUCUUCAGAAGCAAGACCAAGACAAAAUGAAUGAUGAACUCCAUAAAGAAGAGAAAAUAUGGAAAGAAAAAUACAGACAGCAUGAGGAACUUAUCAGAAACUUGCAUUUACAAAUGGAGGAGGAGAGAACAAGAUUAAGUGAGCUACAAGAAAAAGAAAAAGCACGUUUAUUCAAACUGCAGCAUGAUGCAGCUGUAAAAAUUCAAGCCAACUACAGAGCAUCAGUAACUUACCGAAAAUAUAGCCCAAUCAUAAGAGAGCAAAUCGAAAAGAAGAAGCGGAAAGCACAGGAGUUGAAAGAGAGGGAGGCAAAGAUACGACAAAAGGAGGAAGAAAGGAGGAAGAGAAUUGAAGAGGAGCAGAAGGUAGAGGAGGAGAGGAAGAAGAAGAUGCUGGAGGAGAGGAGGAGACGUGAGAGGGAAUACGAAGAGAAAAAGAGCAUCCUGAGACAAGAGAGAGAAGAGCAACAAAGCAAGGAAAUGAUAAGACUGAGGGAACAUGCCCACUCACCACUGAUCAUUACCUGUGCAUUAAAGAAAGGAGAUGGUCAUGGCAAGCAGCAAGCUGUUGCACAUAUGCCAAAGAGUAAGGGUACUAUAGCCAAAGAGUCAGUGGACAGCAACUCAAAGAAGCAAAAAGAUGCUUGCCUAGCUGAGCAAUUAAACAAGAGAGAAAAUACACAUAAGCAGCUUGCAUUGAAGGAAUCGACAGGAAUAAAAUUAAAACCAAGAGAGGCAAUUAUGGUAGAAUUAAAAAUGAACGAGAAAAAUGAAAGUUUACCAAAAUUAAAAAUGAAUGAAAACUUAUCAAAAAACCAAUGUUUAGAACAAUCUUUUGACCAAGAAAUUAACACUGAAAAUAUAGAUGGAGAAAAUGAAUUGGAAAACUCCGACCUAAAGGAAAGUGUGAAUGAACAGUGCCCAGAGCAAGAACUUAAGUCUGAAACUCAAACAGAGGAACCCGUGGAGCAUGCCACGAAGGAGAAUAUGGGACAAGAAACCCCAAAACUAUUUGGAUUCAAUCAAGAAGUGAAUGAACAGGACAGUAAUGGAGCACAGGGAAUCAUCGAGGAGAAUCAUGAGAGAUUAACUGAAGAGAUAGAAAUCAAAGAGAUGACAGAGCAAGAUGGGCCAUUGUAUGAGGAGAAUAAUAGUUUACCUAUUUCCAUGCAGAAAAGCCUAUCACCAGUGAUACCCGACAAUCCUGAGCCUGUAGAAAGAAGUGUAACACUAGCAGAAGGCCAAGAGACUGAUUUAAAAUCAGAAAGAGUUGAGGAAAUCCCACAAGAAAGUGUGCUGAUUUGUGAUGUUGCGGGCAUUAACACAGAUGCCUCUGUGCAUACAGAAGGCAAGGCAGACCUGCAGGAUUCUGUCUCAGACAAACUUGCUCCCAGUGAAGAAGCUGGUAGUCACAGUGCUAAUAACCUCUUAGUCACUGAAGAAGGGGAAGACUCUCUGACAUCUGAGAUUAAAGAAACUCUGGAUCAAGAGAAACAAACAAAGACUGAAGGUGAUGGUGUCCUGGCUUGCUCUGUUUCACAGAUAACAGUUUUAUCUUUAGUUGAGGAAAGGAGAUUAGCCUGGAUAAAAACAUUUAAGCCUUGGACUGAAAUCUUUGAGCAAAAUCAACAUAAGAAAAUAAUUAAAAAAAGAAGACUUGUGAAGUGCCUACCAAAUGCAAUGCCUCCUUUAGAUCCAUCAGCCAUUCUCCAGCAUGGCCCUUGGAAAACUUUACAGCAGGUAAAAGUCAUUACAUUUCAGGAUUUGCCUGGCUGUAGUCUUUCUACACUGGCAGAGUGCUCAAAUCUUCAGCUCCUAUCUCUCCGACGCUGUGGAUUAACUUCCUUGCAGGGCCUGAGCCAUUGCACAAACCUUAAGUACAUUGAUGCACAGGAAAACCACAUUGAGACUAUCAGUUGUGAAAAUUUGGAAAAUCUCUCUGUUGUUCUUCUUAAUAAAAAUCUGCUGACUUCUAUUCAUGGUUUCGAUGGAUGCACUAAUCUCCAAAGCCUGGAACUUUCAUAUAAUAAAAUCACUCGAAUCAGUGGUUUAGAGUCUUUGAAAUAUCUUCAACAACUCACCGUGGACCAUAAUCAGUUAAUCAGCACUAAAGGUCUUUGUGAAGUACCCACCAUAAUCUACCUGAAUUGCUCACAUAACCAUCUUACUGAAGUUGAUGGCAUUGGAAAUUGUGGAUUGCUCCAAAUAGUAAAGUUGCAGGGAAAUUAUCUAACAGAGCCUCCAUCCUUAAGAAAUCACGUUCUGCUCAGAGAACUGCAUUUGGAUGACAACAGUAUCUCAAAUGUGGAAGGACUUUCUUCUUGUUGGUUGCCUUUACUACAAUAUCUAAGCAUCUCACAAAACAGUUUAGCAACAAUUGUACCACUUUUUCAUUUUGUGUCUUUGGAAAAGCUAGAUGUCAGCAACAAUUGUCUUUCUGAUCUGACAAAUGUCAUGAGUUGGUUCAAUGCAUGCUACUCUCUCCGUGACCUUUGUCUCACUGGAAAUCCAGUACUCCAGGAAAUAAACUGGAGACAUUCUAUCCUUAAAACAUUACCUGCUCUGAGAGUUCUCAAUGGUGACAUGCUGAACUCUUACACCAAUGUCCUUACUGAAGAAUACUAUCAUCAAGACCUAAGAUGUUUCUUGGCACUUUGUCAGUACCAGCUUCAAGAGUUCAACUUAUUACCUGAAAAGUAUAUCACAUUGAAGAGGGACAUUCUCACUCUUCAUGCUGCAGACAGACUCUCACAGUACUAUACAGACUUAAUGAAACUCAGUAAUGAAUGCAGACAUGCACAUGAACAAGGGGAUGUAAAUACCAUCACGAGGUCUGCAUCAGAAACGGAACAAAACCAUCUAGACUUUUCAAACAAUGACAGCACACUGCAAAACAAGGCCUUUCCUGCUUGGAGUAACAGUUGUGAGGCAGAUUCACCAGCUAUUUCUGUAAGCCUGUUGGACACUGCCUCCAGACCUUCUGCAUCAAACUGUGAAGAACGGAAAGGAAGAAAUCAGGAAAAGCUUAUGACACAGAAGAGUGAACACAGCAGGAUCAGUAGUCUCUCCACCAGCAGAGCCUCAUUCAUAGAAAGGAAUAUGGCAGAUUCUCCAAUGAGUAUUCAUCACAGUGCCGAACAAUGUGAACCAAUCAAGGCAGCUAAGGUAAUCCAAGCACAAUGGCGUAGUUACAUUGCAGGAAAACAGAUUAAUGGCUCUUCAAAAAUGCAUCCGACCACAACAGAACCCCUGCGUGAUCCCUUCGUCAAUAAUCAGACUACUUCCAAUGAAGAAAGAAGAAAAACUAAUAUAAAUAUCCAAGAACAGAGGGAGAAAGCUGCUCUUCAUAUUCAGGCAAUUUGGAAGGGCUUUAUUUUACGAAAGAAACUGGUGACCGCCCUAGAGGCUAUCAAGGACGAAGAAUCUGGAGAAGAAUAUGAAGAAAUAGAUUUAGAGGAUUUUGAAUUUGAUGAGGAUGCCUUGGAGAAAGACUGGCCAGCUUUAGAUUCCACCGGCUUGCCUUCACAAACACUGCCUCUCUCCAACCAGCGGCCCUGGCCAAAGAACCCUCGGACUUUGGGACAUGAUGAAACUUCACCUACUGUACCCGCUUGUCCAUCUCAAGCCUGGCUAUGCCCUGAGAAAGAAAAUGUGUCGUCAUCAGAGCACACACAGUUAAGCAGCAGCAGAUCAGAAAGUGGAACUUUAUCUUGGACACCCGAAUCAAAAACAAGUAGGAAGAGUUUACUGCAAUCUGAAAAAGAAGAAAAAAUUUCAGAAGAAUGGGGCUUUAAGGAUAUCUCUACAGCUCAGCAAAUGCUAAAGAGAGCAAAGAAAAUGAAAUCAAAGAAAUUAAGGAAAAAAUUAGAACCUUCUGUGCGACUAGCAUUAUUAAAAAAAAACAAAGGUAAAGUCUCCGUUACAAAGUCAUUAAAGAAGACACAGCCCGGAAGACAAGAUUACUUUGAAGUGGUGCACAUAUCUUCCCAAGAUGAUGAGGAGGAGCCAGUCUCCAAGGCAACCACUGCAAAGGAAAAGUUAGAACGGAGUAAGGAGUACACCUACCAGUGGCUUCAUACACAGGCUGGCUUUCCUGAAGUGACUGAUUCCAGAAACCUGAAAUGCAAUCACUUCUUGCCUGAGUUAGAUCCAGAUGUACUUAAAGGUGGAAGAGUUCAGCUUGUGGCAAGACUUGUAAGCAGAGAAGACACGGAUUUAGACCUUUUUUCCACUACCAGUGCAAGUGCUUUGUCUGUGAACAAAGAAAAACAAAGCCAGACACACAGAUACUCAGCGGGAUCCUCAAGUUGCUCAAGCAAGGGAAUAAUUGCACCAACGAUAACACAUUCAAGACCUUCUAUUAAAGAGCGCAUAUCAUUCCGUGACAAUCCUGUUCGACUCAGUGGUGGCUGGGGAAGUGGCAAAAAGAAGGCAAAAUUCUCCACCUAAUACUUCCAGCUCCAGCACUCCAAACAAACAGCACAUGAUUUAGUUAACUCUAUGGAUAUCUGGCCCUGUUAUCAGUUGGAAACAAGGUUUUGGAAUAUUGCACUUAUUGUUUCAUUAUGAUAAUUUAUAAUGUUGUCUUCCACAGGCAGUCACUUUCUCAUUUAUUGCUAGAGUUUACAGUUCCUCUUGCAUUCUUGUGGAAUGGCCUAAUCCUAAAAUAAUUUUAAAGCCACCUCAGGGAAAUUUGUACUUAGACUUUCUCCUUUGGUUUAUAUUUUAUGACACAUAUAUUCAAAAUUAUUCUUUUAGCCAUUUUAAUAUAAUAUGUAAAUGGAUGUAACCAUAUUGAUAUUGCUUAGAGAAAUACUAGUGAAUAAUUACUGCAUUAAUAAGUUUGAAUCUACCAAAAUUCUUAGCAUCUUAGAAUUUAUUAUGGUCAAAAGAUAUACGUACCAUUUAAGUUAAAAUGUAAUAUGCAUGUAAACAUUUAUCAACCUAAUAAUUUGAAAGUAUAUCUGCAAUAUUUUACUCAAGUGUGUUUUGUCCUUGUUUAUAAGAGAUAGAUGUGAAUUCUGAUUCUUUAAAAGUAUUCAGCUCACACAUGCUCAGUCACUUUAGGUUUUGUUAAAGCACCUUUAAAUUACCAUUUGAAAUUUGUUUUCAAAGCUGAAUAUUAAUAUAAUAUGGCAAAUAUUAGUAUAUUUUCAUUAAUUUCAGACAAGUUGUAGUAAGGUCUUACUAGUAUGAGGGUAAUUCUCCCCCUGUUAUCUCAGCAAAUGCAGUAUGCAGUAUGCAAAAUGUUGCACUGGUCUCUGGGUUUAGAGGCUGUGUUACUCUGCAUCUGGAAUGCCUUUCAGGAAGCUAAACCAGGGCGCUCCAGUGACUCUUCCUAGUUUCUCUGUGUAAUAGGAUCCACUGAACUUCAGGUUUCUCUUUUGUUUCUCCUGCUCUCCAGUGAAAUUCUUUACCCAGAGAUGACGAAACAGAUUGCAAGAUGCAUUUGUUUACUUUUUUAAAAAAUUCAAUCCCCCAUGUACUUUUUGGACUCCUGUUGCAUUUCAAACCUGUAAAUCUCUUUUAACCUGAUUGAGAUAGAAAUGUUAAUGAGCCUUGAGCUGUCAAUCUAUAAAGAAAACAUUGAUUCAUAUGUUUCAACCCAGAAACUGAGCUCUACAUCUAUUUGUUUUUUGAACAGCUAGGUCACUCCUUUGCUAACAUCCACAAAUCAGCAUAAAGUAAUGAUGGAAAAUAUUUUAUCUCAGCUUGUUUUCAACUCUGAAGGAGAAAACCACAUUAAAACUGACAUUGAUAGGGUUUUAUGGUUCAUAAACCUACCCAAUGAAGUGGAAAGGCUAGUAUGAGAAAUGAGAUGUUUAUUAUUAGACUGUUUUCAUAUGUAAAUAAACUGUAGUUUUUUCUGUAACUUUUGUGAUUUUUUUCAUAAUAAUAAUUGUGAAGAUCAAUGGUAUUGAUGUUCUUAAAUUUGUAGGUGAUUAUUAAUAAGUGUCAAUAAAAUUGUGUCUGAAUUAUGGUGUUUAAAUCAGAAGUUCUUUUUAAUGUGGUUUAUUGUACCUACCCUAAAAGUAAUCAUCCAAAGAACCCUGUAAUCUCAAACUUGCCAUUUUGUCAUACUCGUAGUAUAUUUGUGUUCAUGAACAUGAUAGUUUUAAAAUUUAAUAAAACAUUAAGUGUUUGGACAAAGAA
Molecule: messenger RNA, 7254 nt
Organism: Mastomys coucha (southern multimammate mouse)
Lineage: Eukaryota; Metazoa; Chordata; Mammalia; Rodentia; Muridae
Gene: Lrriq1
Product: leucine rich repeats and IQ motif containing 1
Exons: 28
Coding region: 397-5550 (1717 amino acids)
Molecular function (GO): protein binding
Source: RefSeq, a predicted model, not a curated record